AUCAACAAACCCAAAUCGACAACCGCAAUCGCAACGAGCAAUGGAUGAACAGAAAAUGCAACAACUAUUAGUAUCACAACAACAACCACAACAACAACAACAUCAGCAACAUGAAUGGCUACCAUGCUGCCACAAGCCGUACGAAUCCUCACUGAUGGCAAUCUCAUUGCCGGAAACAAGAACAACCUCGCCCCACUUUGAGUAUGAAGAAUUCAUAGGAAAUAUACCAAGGACUAGGCCUAGAACAACAACAGCAAUCGACAACACUGCAACAACAACGCCAAGAACAACAAGGCAACAUGAAAAUGAAGCAAUGAUAUUAAGUGUACCAAUUAUAAUAACAACACCAGUAGCUAUUAAAAAGAUCUAUUCGGAUAAUGACAUUAAUUAUAAUGCUAUAUUCGAUGUACAUGAUGAUUGGAUAGAAACAGCAGGAGCAGCAUCUGCUGUCCAUCAUUAUCACACGCCAGAAGAACAGCCACAGCAAUCACAGCAGCAGCAGCAACAUCACCCGCACCAUCCGCUGUAUUCGUAUCACACGCUAUAAGGAAAAGGGGUUGUUGAUGAUGAUGAUGAUGAUGAUGAUGAACAGGAGCCAGAACCAGAAACCGCUGAAAGUGUAACUUUAAUUGUAACUGAAACUGAAAUGAGAUGUAAAAAGUACGAGAGAUCAAGGAAUAUGAAAAUAGGAGAUCGCUAAGAGGAGUAAGAGGAGGUUAGGGAAGAUGAAUAAGAGUAUAUAAAUAGGUAUAGGAAUAGCAAAAAACUCAAUGUCAGAUAUGAAUGAUAAUGAUAUGAUGAUAUGAUAUGAUAGAGUGUAUUUUAUUGUACUAAAUUGCCUAAGAGAAAAACAACCAGCAAAAGGGAACUAUAUUUCAAAAGCAGCAGAACAUACUUAGAUUGUAGGUCUACAACAUACAUACAUAGGUAGUAAAUAUUGUAGGAUACUCGUCGCAUACAUUAUACAUUGUAGGUUUAUCUAGGACUUAGCUCGAUGAAUCUGUAAUCUGCAAGCGUUUUUGUCUUGUUUGUAUUUAAAGUUAGUAAUUCAAUUAUGUACAUUUAUGCAGAAUGCAAAAAUUAUAUAUUUAUUCUCCCUGUACAUACAAGUAAAAUGUAGAUAUCCAAUUUUUUUGUAUGUAAUGUAUUUACCUACGACUACGAUUAUACAACACACACACACAUACUUACAAACUUUUGACCGAGACGGACACAGGAAACGUAAACGAAAGCCCAGAAAAGAAAACCAAAUACUUCAACUUUAAUAGCAAACAACUACAAAUGAAUGCGCAUUUUGAAUACCUAAGGAUUUUCUCAUUCAUUCGUGUAUAUUCUCUCUCUAUCCCUCUUUUGAUUAAUCGAACAUAAACCUUAAAACUAAAAAGCUAAAAUAAUAACGAGUACUAAUAGUAAUGCAAGAUCAAAACCCAAUACAAUACCAAUAUACAAUAUAGACAGCCUCUCAAUCAUACGACCAGCUGCAUGCAUACGUAUCUAUGUAAAUUAUAGUCUGUGUCUGUACAGACUUUGAGGACGGUAGCGGAACUAUUAAAACACCUGAAACAACAAUCAACAUCAUUUUCAUUUUCAUUUGCAUUCAGAAAACUUACUUUAAAUUAAGGAAGCUUUAAACUGUUUCCGAUUCGUUCUAAGAACAAAGUCUGUACAUGAUGAUGCGAGGUGUAAGCUAUAGUGUAAAUGAUGAAUCAUACCUGAUAGAUAUUCUCAUUUAAAUAUACAUACGAUAUCGCCUAUCUAAUCUUGCCUUUUAUGAGCAAAAAGCCUUAAUACAUUGCCAUUUUAUUAUUCGAAAAAUAUGAAUCUGCUUUCAAUUUGUUUCGGAUUAUAUCAGGAGCGACAUUAACGUUCAUAUGUAGAUACCAGUAUCCGUAUACCUCUCCAGCUCUCAUGCAAAAAUGAAAUGUGAAUCUCAUGCACACACACAAACACUUCAUCACUCCCUUCUUACUCACUCGGAAUCGAAAUCGAAAUCGAAAUCGGAAUCACAUGAACGCAGACACAGCAGAUCGUUUAUCAAGGCAUAAGACAUCAAAUGAUUGACUAAUAAGAUCCUAAAUCAAAAAAAAAACCAGUUAGUGUUUAGAUAGACGACGAAUCAUGGGGUUAUAUUAGGAACAUGACGACGGGAUAUCGAAGAGCGCACAAAUAUUGUAAUUAAUAAAAACAAAAGUGAAUCCAUAACUUAAGUAAAUAAUUAUAACCGCUGAGCAGUUAUGCGAAUUUACACAGCAAAAUGUACUUACGAUAACGAAUACGAAUACGAUUAUGAUGUAUGAUUAUGAUUAUGAUUAUGAUUAUGAUUACGAUUAAUGGAGAGUAGUAGGGUUUUAGGAGAGCGGCAUACAGAGCAGCGCAGAGGGUGACAUUAAAGACGAGACAACCAAGCAAGAAGCAAACACCAAACCGAAACCAACUUAGCCAUGUUCACUACAGCAAUGUACUAUAAAAUAAUUAUACAUAUUUACGAGUAAUAAAACUUAGCAAUACGGAAAAUACCGACAAAACCAAACAAAAAACUGGAAAACCGAAUACAGCAAAACUGACAAAUAGAAGUGCAUACAUUUUUAAUAAUUAUAUUAUCUUACGGAUACAUACAACAACAACAACAACAACAACAAAAC
Drosophila guanche is the source of this 2642-nucleotide messenger RNA. RefSeq lists its product as uncharacterized. The record is from RefSeq and is a predicted model, not a curated record. Lineage: Eukaryota; Metazoa; Arthropoda; Insecta; Diptera; Drosophilidae. The transcript has 2 exons. Bases 41 to 547 code for a protein of 168 amino acids.